Molecule: messenger RNA, 10950 nt
Organism: Dreissena polymorpha
Lineage: Eukaryota; Metazoa; Mollusca; Bivalvia; Myida; Dreissenidae
Product: putative protein tag-278
Exons: 20
Coding region: 124-5574 (1816 amino acids)
Cellular component (GO): centriole
Source: RefSeq, a predicted model, not a curated record
CCUAACUCGAAACGAAUUCCGCUUUUUUGGUUGCUUCAAUGCUUGUCAAAACUAGUUUUCUUAUAUGAUUUUUCAAAGUUUGCUUUGCUUCCAAAGGAUCUAGAGGAUUCCAAUCCUGGAAAAAUGGAAGAGCAGCAAAGGGAGCCAACUCCCGGAGAGGCUUCUUCAGAAGAUGAAACUGAGGAGACUUCAGCCAAUCAGCAAGAUGAUACACAGAAAGCAAUGGUGAAAGAUGUAGAUAAGGAUAUUGACGAUAUGGUGGAUUACAAUGUCAACAAUGGUCUGGUAGAUCCAGAUGGGUCAAAUAUGGAAAAUAUCACAGUGGAUACAGCUGAAAGCUCAACUUUGAAUUUUGAUGAAAUGGCUUUGAGAGAAGAUCAGGGACAGGGGGAUCUUGCUGUAACAAAGAUGGGUGACGCUAAUGGGGAAUAUUCUUUUAAAAUGAAAGAAAUUCCAGAUGGAGGUUUGGAAGAGUCAUUUUUAAGCAAUGACAGCAGUGCCAUUGCUGAGGCAGUUGUGAGAAAGGCCCUGGAUAAUGCUGUGAACAUUGUCAGGGCUGAUGUUGCUGACAGCAACACAAAUGCAUCAGCAAAGCAAGUUGAUACUCAGCCAAAAACUGAUGCAAGGGUCGGUCUGUUCCAGUAUCAAGAUAACUCAGAACAAAGUCAUGAAACGGAUGAAGAUGAGAUUUCUUUUGAUGAAGCAGAGCCUGAAAUAAAAUCAGAUACUGAUAAGGCAAAAAACACUGAUGCAAAAGUUGGUCUCUUUCAGUAUCUGGAUGAAAGGGAUAAUGACAACAACAACUCAAAAAGCCCUGAAAGUGAUGUAAGCGAGGAAGCUGUUGAAUCAUUUGAUGAUGAAGAUGAGGAGAAAUCAAAUAUCAUGAAAUUGUAUGGACUGGAAGACAUGGAUCUAGAACCUGUCUCACCAGUUUCACCCAAGUCAGCUUCACCAUCAAUGGAUGAUGAUAAUGAUGACACUGAGCAACAUCUGGAUCAUAAUGAAGACACAGAGCAUCCUGUGGAUGAUAAUGAUCACAAAGUGCAACCUAUGGAUGAUAAUGAUUACAAGGUGCAACCUGUGCUUGAUGUUCAGAGGCAAGUCUACGAACCACUGUCACGUUCGUUCUCAGUGACACGUGAAGCGAGUUCUUCAGAGUCUUCGCCAAGAUCAGGUAGUAAUUGUAGCAAAGAAGCAGCAAAAGAAAGAUCUCAUGGGAUUAAAAAUGAAAAAGAUGACGAACUGGAAUUUGAUGAUCAUUAUUUCAAAGAGAACGGUGAUAGGAAACAGUUAGAAGUUGAUAAAGAAAAUGGGAUGGACAAAUCUGAUUAUAUUAAUGGUGGAACAAAAACUGAUGAUAUUAAUGGAUAUACUAAAGCUGAUGAUUUUUAUGCUGGAACUGAAAAGACUGAGAAUAAAAGUGUAUCAAUAUCUCCACCGCUUGUUCAGUAUGAGUCGGUGAAGGAAAACGGCAAGUUCAGGAUCAUUAAAACAGCAAAAGACAGCAUGGGGAUCAGAGUUGGGUCUGAGCUGCUUACACCCAAAAACUCGCCUAACAAUUCUCCAAGAGAAUCUGAGAAGAGUGAUAAAUCAGAACGAAAGUCAAGGGAGGAUAAAACUAAGGAACAGGAAUAUAAAACUAAGGAAGGGGAGGAUAAAAGUAGGAAAGAUGCUACCAAGAGAACAAGACCAGAAGAGAGGGAAGUUGUGGAAGAUGUGCUAGGAGCUGACAAAGUGAACACUUCCAGACCUGAAGAAGAUGCAGAGGACAUGGAUAGAUAUGAGACUGGGCUAGAUAUGGAGCGGAUCAGAGCCUUGUUGCAGAGGGAAAGUGCACGAGAUUGUUUGACUGAGGACAACAGUAGAAGCGGGGAACAAGUCUUCAAACCUUCCAGAGAAAUUCAGGAACCAGAUGCUCAGGACAGGAAAUCGCGAAUUGAGCCACAUGGACGAGAAGGAAAAAGGGAAGAUACAGACAUGCUGGAAUCAGAAAGUCGAUAUUUGAAUAUGGAUAACUACGGUCCAUCUGUGUAUAGGUAUAGGUCACAUGUUGAUGGCAGCUUAGACUCACAAGAUCCCAGCCAAGUGGGCACCUUGUAUGAAGACGAGCUUCUCAGACGAGCCUAUGCCCGUGAAGCCAAUCAGUCCACGAGUCUGGACCAGUCAGCUGCGAGUAGGGGAGUGGCCAGUGACCGGUCAGCGGACUCGGGUGUGAUCCCCGGAUUCAAAACCCUGCAACAACAGCAGGCCAAGUGGUCGGACAUGUUCCACACCCUGGAAGCUGAACACCGUCGGGAGUUGCGGUCUCAAUACGAGAAGCACCAGUACAACAUCCGGCGUCUACAGCAACAGAUGGAACACGAGCUCCAGAAACAACACCUUGCCAUCAGGAAGAAACUGGACAUUCACAAGGAGGCUCUGGCUAAGAUGUCUCCUGAAAGAGACACUGGCACUGACCGGGAAAUGAGGUACAGUAGGUCACCUAACAGGAGCAGUUCCCCUGAACUUACAAGGUCAGCUGAGAGGUCAAGGUCAUCUGCAGACAGGUCGCGGUCUAGAGACAGACCCACUGGUGCAGACGAGCUCUCCGCGUUGCAAAGCUCAUUUGACAAGAAAACAUGGCGUGAAAUCUACCGUGAAGUCAGAGAAGAGGAAGACAGAAGCCCGUCCUCACCUAGACCUUUAAAACGAUCUCUUAACGAAGAUUUUGACACCGUGAACAGGUCAAAUUUCUCAGGUCAAAGGUCAAGGUCACCGCCACGAGGUCAGAGUGACAUGUCCAGGUCGAGGGAAGGGGACAGGUCGUCCUACGUUGACCACAGGCAUUCGGGGUCAGAGAGGGAUGAUCACAGACAAAAAAGGUCCCCAGAGGUCGAAAGGUCAAGGUCAUUUGAGAAAAGUCAGAAGUCUGACAGGCAAAGAGCAGGUGACGUGUCCCCACAUGUACAAGAUCUUCUGAACAUGCUCAGUGACAGUCGACACUCCCUGAGGGACCUGCAAGAGGGCAACCUGGGCCCUGAGAGGCCCCGUGCAGGGGUCUACAGCAGCCCCAUGCCUCUAGGGGCCAGGGAUAGGAAGAACGAGGACAUGUCAAGGUCAGCCAGUAGAGAUGUGCCUCGAGAAUCUCGGCUAAGUCAUUCUCAGAACGACUCUUCGCGUGCAGGAUACCUCAAGGGCCUCCCCAUGGACCGAGCGGAACUCUACGAGGACAGACUGAGACCUGAGCUCAACGACUCCCUCCGCAGUGAUGACUCUCAACUGUCUCAGAGCACCAGGAUGAAUCUCCGGGAGAAGCAUGCCAAGCAUCUGAACGACCUGCGGGCCUACUACGAGGACGAGAUACGUGAGCUGCGCAAGGCGCUGUCCGGUGCACUGGAGGUAACAGGGGUUAGCGCAGACGCCUCCAUGCAGUCCACCGUCCACAGCCACCUGCUGGAGGCAGAGAAUAGACACCUGGCUGAGAAGUGUCGACGUCUGGAGACAGAUUUGGACGAGAAAGACAUAAAAAUUAGAACUUUGGAGCAGAAACUAACUGGUGUGGAAAAACGGGCAAGUGAGUAUGCGGCAGCAUUCACAGACUCCCAGACGAUGUCCAUACAGAACCGCGCCCACAUAGAGGAGCUCCAGAGGUACUGUCGGGAGCGUGAUGACCUCAUCGGUGACCUUGAGUCACGCGUGACCUCGGCGGAGGACAGCGCCAAGAUCUACAAGCGUAACCUUGACGACGAGAUGGAGCUGCACAGGCAGGACAAGAUCUCACUGCAGAGGCUGCUAGAUCGCUACGAGUCGUUGGAGCGUGAAUUCAAGCUUCUACAGGAGACCAUGACUGCCACGGAGACCAAGCUGUACGAGACGCGCACUGAGGUCGUCGAACUCAAUAGGACAAUUUCAAAGCUGGAGCUUGAAAACAAGAGACUCGGGCGAGAGAACGACAAUCUACGACACAAAGUCACUCAGUCAUUAAAUCUCUCAACUCUCCACGAAUCGUUUGGGAGCCCCGUAUCCCCAAGGGAUGAACAGUCAAGGUCGAGACCCAAGUCUUCUCCCUCCAAAUCUUCCAAUCGUGAGGGACCCUUUGAGAACCCUAAAUCAACCCCACCUGACCCCAGAGUGCCUGGGUUUGCUACAGCAUUGUCUGACUGGACCCCUAGUUCUUCCAAGAGUAAAUCAGUAGCUGCUGCAAACCAGUCUAUGCUUGAGAAGUCAGCAUCUCGAAGCAUGUCUGACCUUGCUAAAGAACGGAGGGGUUUAAAAUCAGGGAGACCUGAAGAGUCACACAAAGGGAGACAAGCGCAGUCAUCUGAAAAAUCGGAGAAGCAGUCAAGACAUGAAAAUCCUCCUCGAUCUGCCAAAGAUGAAGUGCCAACAAGGGACCAAACUCCCCAUAGAGAGCAAACAAGGGAGAGAACUCCAAAUACAGAGUCAACAAGGGCCAGAACUUCUAAUGGAGAGCAAACAAGGGAUAGGACUCCCAAUAGAGAACAAAAAAGGGACCAAACUCCUCCCCGAAGAGAGAGGUCCCCAGCCAGAAAGGAGCAGUUCUCAGAUGGGCCAGCCGCUAGCCAGCGUAGACCAGAAUCCCCAGCAGAGUCUGACGUCUCAGAUUACUCCCCCUUGUUGAAAGCCGAGCGAGACCUGUUCAAGUUGCGUGAUAUGAUGCGUCAGGCUGUGGCAGUGAAGCCUGCGCAGUCUCCACCCCAGCUGAAACUGCAACAAAAGAAGUUCUACGGCAGUGAAAGACCCACAUCCAAAGACGAUUAUUACCCGGACCUGGGUGUGCAGAGAGGCAGGAAGGAAAAACCCGCUUUAUCCAGCCAUGCUAGCGUCGCAAAAACAAAGCCGAGUCAAGCGGAAAAAUCUGGGUCAGAAACAACUGGUAAAAAAACAAGUUCGAACAAACAUGAUAAAAAUUUGAAAUCUAGAGAAAGGUCGUCAAAAGAGUCUGAAAAAGAUCUUCGUAGAACUGAACAUGAGGCUGAUGGGGAUGUAAGGGGGGCAGUGAAUGGGAGCCAUGGGCCCUUGAGAAAUGGCAACAUUGAUAGCUCCACUCGGUUCAAUAUUGACAUCAAUGAGGAAAGGAAAACAUUAAGCGUGACCCCAAGAAAGGGAGAUAAUCAGUUUUCCAAGCCUGGGGAUCAAGGAAGUUCACAAUCAAAUGGGUCACUUGGUAACAGGAAUCAGGAACAAAAAGGUGCAGACGGGGAAUCCAAGGUGGAGGGCGCUCUGGACUUGAUGAGGACUGGUCAGCUGACAGCUCGACCUCUGUGGGAGAAUGUGCACACCUCCAUGGUCAAGCCUAAAAAUGACCUCCAGGAGAAAAACAAGGCCAUUGAGCAGAGAGUUCGUGAACGUCUACAGGAGAUAUCUGACAUGGAGAGUCGCUAUGACGGGCUGCAGGCAGAGAAACGUCAGCUGGAGUCCAGCAUCAGCAAGAUACCCAUGCAUGGCCGCGUGGACCGACAGAGCAGGCAACACAAGGAGGAGAUGGAAGGCAGACUGGAGUCGGUUGUCAGGGAGCUUGGUUCCCUGCGUAUGUCCCUCAAGCGGUACAACGUGCUUAAGACUGCUGGAUAGAUACUGGUUGCCUCAAGAUUGCUGGAGGAUAGAUAGCGCUUUCCUAAAAACUGCAGGAUAGAUACUGGUUGCCUCAAGAUUGCUGGAGGAUAGAUAGCGCUUUCCUAAAAACUGCAGGAUACAUCUUUACAACUUCAAGCAUACAGCAUACUCUGACCAAAGGUCAUUAUCAUAUGAUUGACCUCUAUUCCAAGGUCAUUGCUUUUUAUAUUGACCUCUAGCCAAAGGACAAGUUCAUUAAUUCGAAAUGGAAAGUAAUUUAUGUGUUAAGAAGCUUCUACUUGUAAUAAAUGAUGGUAAAUCAUAAAAAUUACUGAAAAAUUAACAAUUUAAUUUCUCGGACAACUCAUUGUAUGUGUUGUUAAGGUAUUUACCCUACCAUCAUUUUGUAACUAUAAGUACACAUCAUACUGAUAAGAAGAAGGUCUGUGAUAUUAGAAUUGUUGUUUUGAUGUGAUGUUUUGUUUAUUUUGUAGCUAUUGUGCUUACUAUAAAAUUUAAUUAUUUGUUUACAGUUUGUAUUUGUUUAAAUGAACAAUAUCAGCAUUAUUUUAACUAUUUGUUUUCUUACCUAAUUUACCUUUUGUUGAAUCUACAACCCAUCUUGAAAUUAUUAUACUCAGAAUAUAAUAACAUCUUUGCAAGAUUUUAUUAUACACAUGACUUAGGGCAAUAAAGUCAAAAAUUAUUUACACUUAUUCACUAUACAUGGAUAAAUGAAUUGAAUUACCUAAAAUUGUAAAUCAAGGUAUUCUUAAUAAGUUCUAGGUUUAAUAAAAAUAUAUUACAUAUUGUUCUUAUAUAAUGAAGGUAUACAAAAUAUUAUGCAAAUAUAUGAAAUCACUUUAAGCAACGAGUCACAUUGUUGAAAACUUUAAUGAAUGUGCCUAUAAGCCAUUUUGUUUUGUAUUUGGGGCAUAUACGUUGUACUGAUGUCUUCAAUUUUCAUGAUUUUAAGUACUGGAUGAUAAUUUUGGAUGGUUUUUGUUGAUUGGAUUAGUGCUUUAAUGUUGUUUUGUUUGGUGCUAGUCAGAGUUAGCGAGUUUAGCAUUAACUAGUAGCAUAAGUGUGCAGUUGCCUGGAGUUAACCAUACAUGUAUUAACCUUGUUCUGGAAAUCCAUGUGUGUAAAGUGUCGUCCCAUUUUAGCCUGUGCGGACUGCACAAUCAGGGACGACACUUCCUGCCUAGACUGGAUUUUCGUUAACAAGAGACUUUCUUUACACAAAAAAUCCAUUAAAGCAGAAAGUGUUGUCAUUGAUUAGCCUGUGCGGAUUGCACAGUCUAAUCUGGAAUUACACUUUACGUACAUCACUUGAGCCCAAUUUUUCCAGAACAACGCUAAUAUUUUUCUGCUGUUUUCAUUAACAUAGGUAGCAUUGUUUGGCUAAGAAUUGACCUGGUAUCUGUACUGAUAAUAAUAGAGACAAUGUUUUAUGUAGUGUCUGAGAAUGUUUUGUGUGAUGUAAGAUUACAUACUAACAUUUCCCUUUAUGCUUGAUCAAAGAGUGAGGUCUUCAAUCGACAUUUGUUUAAAUUCAGCAUGUAUCUAGUUGAUUUUAGAACACAAAUUUUAGUAUUACCAACAUAAAGUAAAAAAAAAACCUGUAUUGAUCUGCUAAAUCUCAACCCUCCUUCAUUUAUUUUUGUUGUUUUUAUAUUCAUAUCAAAGUUUGUUGUAGACUUUGUUAACGAAUUUAUCCUGUAUCAGUUCACUAGGAUAGAACAGUGUUAAGAUUAUGAAGGAGAACAUGUGAAUCUCUCUCUGGGAUAACAGGGCUUACUGCAUGAUAGUUCAUUGUUGGCCUAGAUUAGCCUGUGCAGUUCACACAGGACAACACUUUCCACCUAAACUUGAUUUUUGUAAAGAAGACUUCCUUAAAACAAGAAAUACCUUGAAAGCAAAAUAUGGUCACUGAUAACUCUUUAUGGACUGCGCAGGCUAGCCUGGGAAAACGUUCUAGUCACGCAUUAAGCCCCAUUCUUCCAGACCUCGGCUCAUAAUGAUUAAUCUCAUGUAGCUAUUUUUUUUUAUUAAUACAAUCAUUAUUUAUUUUUUAACAUUAUGUGUUUACAAUUUAAUGGCAGUUUUGUAUAAUCUAGUUAGUAAUCUAUGUAUUAACUCUUUCCCACUCAGAAGCAAAGUGAACAUGGCUAUGUGCAAACAGCAUAGAACCAGAACAGCCAAUGAGUAACUCGCACUCUGUUCAGGUUUUAUGCUGUUUGCUGCUUAUCAGUAUCUAAGGGUUGGAAAAGUAGCCUUAAAAACUUCAAUCUACCAAGAAAGCUCUUUAAUUAAAUUGAACUUUCUAAGGGACUACAAAUGUGUCAAAAUACAUAUCUAAUGGCCCUAUUCCACUACGAAAACAAGCCCACGAUUCGCUACGAUUUCUCACAUUUAUUGAAUCGGGAUGACUCGUGACAGUCUGCGAUUCAGUUACGACAGUGGUACGAUUGAGUUACGACGAAUAGUGGGUUUCGGUUGAAGUCUUGCGAAUAGGGUCGCGACUUCACUACGAUGUGUAAAAAUCUACUGCGACUGUACUACAAACGAUGCAGAUCGGUCACGAAUAAGCUAGGACCUCACCGAACGCACCCAUGAAUUCGGCGCCAAUACUAGUAUCUACUGAUAUUGAUUCUAACACGGCACGCGACUUGUUUUCUAUAGACAAAGAAAGAAAUAAAGUGUGGGUUAUUCUGCAAUAAAUUAUGGGCGGAGCUUAAUGUUUCGAAAAUAGUUCCGAAUAAAUAAGAAAAUAUUGCAGUAAAUUGCACGUGCUUAAAUCCCGCUGUUAAAGAAAUGUAAAAAAUGUAGCACCUAUAUAAGUGUAAUGAAACAACAAAUUGUAUAUUUGGUGAAAAGUAACAUGACCACGCUUGCUAAGAAUUUGUUUGUUAAGAAACGUAAUUAAGAAAACAUUUAUAGCAUGUCAGCUUUUCAGAAGAAUUAACACAUGUGACGUCAUUUAGUUUCUAUGAGUGUUGUUCUCAAUGAAAGUGACGUAAUUUGCAAAAUAUUUAUGAAUGAAAACGACGUCAAAUGUUUGUACAAUUCAAUGACGUCACUAAAUAGUGAACUUUGUACUUAGAAGGGCGGAGUAUUGGAAAAUAUAGUUAACGUUCAAAAGCUUGAAGCAAAUCAAUAAGAAUCGUGUAAGAAUAGAAAUAAUAUUUUUCUAUGAUGGCUUGUUGUCGAAUAACCCACAGUAAGGAGUAUAGAUUUGUGUUAUCAAAGCACUCGUGCUCCGCAUUCGUGAUUUAAUUCCUUCGCAUCUAUACUCCUUACUGUGGGUUUUUCGACAACAAAACAUGAUGGAAAAAUAUUAUUUCUUUAUCAUUCUUUACAAAAUCGUAACUGUUUCGUAACUAAAUCGCGAGAAUCUUAGCGGGCUCGCAACUCAAUCGGGGUGAACUCUUGAGAGUCUUGACAAAGUUGUAAAUGAUUCGUAGACAGAUCACGUGAUCACCGAUUCCCCGAUUGAGUCACGAAUUACCUAAAAUUCCAUUACGACGCCCAAGAACGCACUACGACACUGUUACGAGUCAACUGCGAUUAAAUUCAGUCUUGGAGGUCUUGGUCAAAUUUUAAACACCUUUAAAAACUGGCCGUGAUUUUUUGGAUGCUCACGACUCGCCCGUGACUAGCUACAAAUGAGUUAGGACCUACGCCGAUUGAGUAACCAAUGUCCCCAACCUCAAAAUAUUGGAAAUCGGGACAAAUCGUGGGGAAUCGGGUCGUAGUGGAAUACCCCUAUAGGAGUAAAGGGUUAAAUAUCUUUCUAAGGGGUAAAGGGUUGAUACCAUAUAUUAUAUUCUUAUUCAUAUAAAUAGGCUGGUCUGUUUAACAAUCGACCCACUGUAUGUAUUACGCAUUACAUUGACUUUUGACAUAUAUGCAUUGAUCUGAAUGUUUUCAUAACAGCUUCUUGCUUGUUUCUAUUAUACGUAGGUCAAGUACUUUUUGCCGCCUUAUCUGCAUCCAAGUGGCUUUCUUCGUUGGAAUAUUAUGCUGUCAAUUAUACUGUUAUGUGCCUUACUACAAAGUUUGUGUUUGAUUUUGAUUUAUAUAUCAUUUAUGAAAGAUUCAAGGGGUCAAAUUUUAAUACUCACAUGUUUCCAUCGUUAGCCGAUUAAAAACCUGUUAUAAUUUCCUGUCUUGAAAAUGUUGAAUGAAACGUGUUUAGUUAUAAAUGAAUGUACAAUUUUAGUACAACAACUAUAAUUGUGCAUCAAUUUUGCGAAUUUACAUUAGAAAAACAAAAUCAGAACCUAAUAUGGAAAUCUAGUUUAUUUGUAUAAAAAUGCAUACUUAAUAAUUUAAAGCAAAGGUUACUUGCAUCAAUGUGUGACACUUUGUGAACAAAUCAUUACUGAUUGAAUACUCGCAUAUACUUUUCUGACAUUGAUGCUGUUCUUGCGUUACUGUACGUUUCAGAUAAGUAAAAAUUAUAUCUUUUUCCUAAUAUUGAUGUGCAUUUAAUUUGUACCAAUUAUAUGAAAAAUCAAUUAUCAUUUAAAAUUUACAUUCAUAUUACAUUCAUAUUAAGAAGUCUUAAAACAAGAAACAAGCAGUUUUGAAUUUAGUGCUGGAGUAAAUAACGAAUUGACCGAUUGGCUUGAUACUUGGCCCUGGACAGAAGAUGACCCCUAUUGAAAUUGGGGUCACUAGGUCAAAGGUUGUGGUCGAAGUCUUACAAUAAGUGGGACAUCAUUUCUGAUCAAUAACUCGUAAACAAAUCCACCGAUUGGCUUGAUUCUUCCCAUGUGCAUUGGUCUUGGACAGUACAUGACCACUAGGUCAAAAGUCAAGGUCACUGUCACAAUAAGUGUGAAAAUUGUUUCCGAUCAAUAACUCGUAAACCAAUUGAAUGAUUGGCUUGGUACCUCACAUGUGCAAUGGCCUUGGACAGUAGAUGACCCCUAUUGGAAUUGGGAUCACUAGUUCAAAGCCCUGUUUGGGGGGCAUAUGUCUCAGACCGUGGAACUCUUGUUUAAAUGAAGUCUCUUAGUGAAAAUCCAGUCUAGUCCCUGGUUGGCCUGUACAUACUGCAGGCACUUAUCUGGGAUGACACUUUAUGAACAUGCAUUAAGCCCUGUUUUCCCAGAGCAUUACUUAAAUAUUAAGUUUCGAAACGUGUCCAUCUGUCCUGUGGAUUAUUUUGUCCCAAUCUAAAAGGUUUUUGCUCGUGGAAAACUUGUAUGGGCAUUCCAGGUUUGUUGUGAAUUUAGGCAGCUUUGCAGAUGUGGAAUCACAAUGAUAAUUAAAACUAUAUGUUUGUUAAUUAGAUAUUUUGUGUUUUGUAAUUAAAUAUAUGUAUUAAAAAGUGAGAGUGUUUUAUUUGGAAACGUGUUAAAUAAAUAAAUAUAAUAAAUGAAA